Molecule: messenger RNA, 921 nt
Organism: Musa acuminata subsp. malaccensis (wild Malaysian banana)
Lineage: Eukaryota; Viridiplantae; Streptophyta; Magnoliopsida; Zingiberales; Musaceae
Product: oil body-associated protein 2A
Source: RefSeq, a predicted model, not a curated record
AGCCGAGAAGGGAAGAGCAGUACUGCGUAUGGCGUCAAGCGACGAGAGCCCUAAGCCUGCGGCAGUGGCGGGAGGAGAGGGGCCGACGCCGCCGGGGAAGCCAAUGACGUUGGGGCAAAAGGUGAUCGACAAGGGGGCGGAGAUGCUGCAGUCGUUGAAGCCCGUGAAGCAGUUUAAGCAGCACAUCUGCAGUUUCGCCCUGUACGGCCACGACCUCACCCGUCAGAUCGAGACCCACCACUACUGCGGCCGGCUCAACCAGGACUUUCUCCAGUGCGCCGUCUACGACACCGACGAUUCCUCCGCUCACCUCAUCGGUGUUGAGUAUAUAGUCUCCGACAGUAUCUUCAACAAGCUGCCGCCGGAGGAGCAGAAGCUGUGGCACUCCCACGCCCACGAGAUCAAGUCCGGACUACUCGCAAGUCCCAGAAUGCCGGAGAUGCUGCAGAAAAAGGAGCUGGACGAUCUGUCCAAGACUUACGGCAAGUUUUGGUGCACGUGGCAGGUGGACCGAGGCGACCGCCUCCCGCUGGGCGCCCCGGCGCUCAUGAUGUCGCCCCAGGGGGUGAACCUGGGCAUGGUCCGCCCGGACUUGGUGAAGAAACGGGACGACAAGUACAGGAUCUCGAGCGAGGAGCUCAAGGAGUCGAGGCUGGGCGUCGAGGGGCCCGAAUCGACCAAUCCGAACGCGGACUACUGGUUGAAGCACCGCACGGGCUUCGCCAUCGACGUGGUGGAGACGGUGAUGAAGCUCCGGGCGCCAUUUCCAUGACGGAGUUCCCCUGGUUUCGUCUUGCGACGUUCGACGGUCAAGCUAAAGUUGUCAUCUAUGUUUUCGCGUGUAUCUAAUAUAUAUGGAUCACGUAAUAUGCCGCUAUAUAGUCGUCGAGCAUGCUCGUUAUAACAUGUUCGACCUAAUGA